UAAAUUAAAUAUUAGUAAAUAGUAAUAGAGUUAUAACAGAUAUAAAAAAGUAUGUAUCGAUUUGCACACAAAAUCCAAUUCAAGAAUAUUAUCAAAUGGUUUGAUAUGUCAUUGUCGAUAACCGGUACCUAUGUAUUGGGCAAAAAGUAUACAAAUUACUGGACUCAUCAGUGGUCAACAACUACUUCUCAGCGAUCAAUAAUGAAUGGACUGAAAACUGCUCGCAUGGAUGCCAGCGUUGAUCAAAUUGAAGGGCUGUAUGAAUCAGUUAGGUCGUGGGUGGUUAGGGUAUCUGUUCCCAAGUUUUCAGAAUCUGACGAUGAAAUGUGUAGUUCCACAGGAUUUCUUGUGGACGGAGAUAUGGGGUUUAUUUUAACCAAUUACCACUGUAUUCUUGACACUAAUACGGUGGCCAUUGUCUUUGAAAGUCAAAUACCCGAAUCACAAGUAGUAGUUGGAAAAGAGUCGAGCGAAGAAGCUGUAGAUACAUUUAAGGGACGAGUUGUAUAUGUCGACCCACAACAAGAUUUAGCACUGAUUUGUCUUCAACAUUACAUUGAAGCGGUAUUGCCUGAGUUGGAGUUGUCUGAAAUGGAUGCCGAAGUAGGCGAUGAUGUCAUAAGUGUAGGCAAUCCAAUGAUUAGCAAUACAUUGCAAUCGGGUAUAGUGUGCAGUGGAUCGUUGAAAGGGGACUUAAGCAACAGUAUACUCUUGAAUAACGACACUUAUAUUAAUAUGAAUAAGAUAUUUAUGUGUCACUCGAGCACUGGAUGGCCCGGAGCUUCGGGCAGUCCUGUCAUCAAUUUGGACGGCAAAGUAGUUGGAAUACACUUCGCCCUAUUAUUAACAAAGAAUUGUUUGGCCACUAAACGCACUGAUAUUUUCGCAUUCAUUGAAAGAGCCAAACAAUAUAUGAAUAGUACUUAUAUUGAAAUGCAAAAUGAAAGACAACAACGAAAUCAAAGAGCAAACACUUUGGGUAUUAUUUUGCAAGAAUUUGCUGUCAAAGGGUAUGCAUAUAAUGUAUCAGUGAAUGUCAGAAAUCUAUUGCAAAUCAAUGACACCAUAACAGCUGUAAACGGGACUCAACUCACAAAUAUCAAACAAUUGACCGACGCUUUAGACACUAUUACUGGCGACCAAACCAUACGUUUGACAAUUAGAAGACAAUCGAGAUUAGAGUCAGGAAAACACCGAAUGGAUGAAUUGGAUGUCAAUCUAAUUCCUGAAACACCAAACAAUAGAUUUUAUUUUUGAAUAUUAAAUAUGUUAUAAUCUGGUUGUUUGCUAAUA
Molecule: messenger RNA, 1293 nt
Organism: Oppia nitens
Lineage: Eukaryota; Metazoa; Arthropoda; Arachnida; Sarcoptiformes; Oppiidae
Product: serine protease HTRA1-like
Exons: 4
Coding region: 52-1257 (401 amino acids)
Biological process (GO): proteolysis
Molecular function (GO): serine-type endopeptidase activity; protein binding
Source: RefSeq, a predicted model, not a curated record